Molecule: messenger RNA, 798 nt
Organism: Otolemur garnettii (small-eared galago)
Lineage: Eukaryota; Metazoa; Chordata; Mammalia; Primates; Galagidae
Product: cathepsin G
Exons: 5
Coding region: 1-762 (253 amino acids)
Biological process (GO): proteolysis
Cellular component (GO): cytoplasm; intracellular membrane-bounded organelle
Molecular function (GO): serine-type endopeptidase activity
Source: RefSeq, a predicted model, not a curated record
AUGCAGCCCCUUCUGCUUCUGUUGGCCUUUCUCUUCUCCCCUGGGGCUGAGGCGGGGGAGAUCAUCGGAGGCCGGGAGGCCAGGCCCCACUCCCACCCCUACAUGGCAUUUCUUCAGAUCCAGUCUCCUGGAACUAGUUGCGGGGGGUUCCUGGUGCGAGAAGACUUUGUGCUGACGGCAGCUCACUGCUGGGGAAGCACUAUAGUCGCCAUCCUUGGAGCUCACAACAUCCAAAGGCAGGAGAGGACCCAGCAACGCAUCCCUGUGCUCAGAGCCAUACGCCACCCUGAUUACAACCAGCAGAAUAACCACAACGACAUCAUGUUACUGCAGCUGGAAAAUAGAGCCACACAGAACGGAGCCGUGCGCCCAGUGGCUCUGCCUCAGAGAUGGGCAAGGCUGAGGACUGGGACACUGUGCACAGUGGCCGGCUGGGGCCUGGUCAGCCUGAACCGAAGGACAGACAGACUCCAGGAGGUGCAGCUGAGAGUCCAGCGGGAUCAGCAGUGCCAGAACCGCUUCCGUUUUUACAUUGGCCACACUCAGAUUUGUGUGGGGGACCCGAGGCAGAGGAAGUCUGCCUUCAGGGGAGACUCAGGAGGGCCCCUGGUGUGUAACAGCGUGGCCCAUGGCAUCGUCUCCUAUGGAAACGCCAGGGGGACUCCUCCCGCAGUCUUCACCAGAGUCUCAAGCUUCCUGCCCUGGAUAAGGAGGACAAUGGAACGCUUCAAACAGCCUGGUCAGAGGGAGACCCCACUGUGACCGGUCUUCUCCAGGGCACAGCCCAGCUCCAGGGAG